AAAAAUCACGCUAUAACGCAAAAGAAAAAAAGGAUUCUGUGAGAAUUAAAGUAUUAUUUCAAAGAGAGUAAAUCGCCAGAAAAUCACACUAUUGUUGCCUUCUUUGGUGAAGCUCGGCUUGCAAUCAACGGAGAUAUAACAUCUUUCCAUCAAUGCCUUGGAGUGAUAUCUGAAGAAAAUCGGCACCGCCAAUGAAAGUGAAUCCUGGAAACCACUGCAAAAUGCGGCCAAAAUCGACAUACCGUCAAAUAAUAUGGACCGGAAUUCAAAACUCAAUCAUCUAUUACGAAUCUGCUAGAGAUAAGUUUUUAUUUUUGGUUAAUAACCUAGCACGAAGGAUCUACUAUUUACAAUAAUAAAGAUCUUGAAGUUAUAUAUCCUAAAUUCUUAUUAGUGAGCAAUUUCUUUUGCUUUCCAAAAUCGAAAUUCACAUGAUGAAAAAUUUGUGAUGCUAUGUAAUACUUUUUUGAUCUUUACUUUCUUUAAUUCUAUUAACAAACACAUUAGAGACUUACUAAAAAAUUAUUAUCUAUGGAUGAUGAAAUGACCCAAAAAAAAAAAUUCGUCCCUUUUUUUCAUUUAUUACAUUGGUCUUACCAUUUUUAUUCCAUUAUAUCACAUUAAUAAUAUAUAUUGUCGAUAGAUGACUGAAUUUGCAUGCAUGUUUUUUCUUGUUUGGAGUUGUUACGAUUAAGCUUGAAUGAUAAUUGAUUGUAGGUUGCAUGAAAUUGGAAGUGAGUACACGAAAGUGAAACAUCUGGAAUCGCCGAUGCGUUUUUUUCCGAAAAAUAGAGAACUGUUUUCUUCCACACUUCCUUUUUACUAGGCAGUGUUAACCAAUUGAGAGAGAAAAAUGAUGGUUGAUGAAAAUGUGGAAACCAAGGCCUCUACUUUAGUGGCAAGUGUUGAUCAUGAUCAUCAUGGGUUUGGAUCCGGGUCGGGUCAUGAUCAUCAUGGGUUAUCGGCGUCUGUGCCUCUGCUUGGUGUUAACUGGAAGAAGAGAAGGAUGCCAAGACAGAGACGAUCUUCUUCUUCCUUUAACCUUCUCUCUUUUCCUCCUCCUAUGCCUCCUAUUUCCCACGUGCAAACUCCUCUCCCCGCACGUAAAAUUGACCCAACAAAGCUAAGAUUCCUCUUCCAAAAGGAACUCAAGAACAGUGACGUCAGCUCCCUCCGCCGUAUGAUACUCCCCAAGAAAGCGGCAGAGGCUCACUUGCCGGCACUGGAAUGCAAGGAAGGGAUUCCAAUAAGAAUGGAAGAUUUGAAUGGUCUUCACGUUUGGACCUUCAAGUAUAGGUACUGGCCAAACAACAAUAGCAGAAUGUACGUGCUAGAAAACACAGGCGAUUUUGUGAACGCUCAUGGUCUGCAGCUAGGUGACUUCAUCAUGGUUUACCAAGAUCUCUACUCAAACAAUUACGUUAUACAAGCAAGAAAGGCAUCAGAAGAAGAAGGAGACGUAACCAAUGUUGAAGAAGACGACGUUUACACAAACUUAACAAGGAUCGAAAACACGGUCGUUAACGAUCUUCUCCUCCAAGAUUUUAAUCAUCACAACACCAACAACAACAACAACAACAACAACAGCAACAAAUGUUCUUACUAUUAUCCCAUCAUCGACGAUGUCACUACAACCACUGGUUCUUUUGUCUACGACACGACGGCUUUAACCUCCAACGACACUCCUCUCGAUUUUUUGGGUGGACAUACGACGACUACUAAUAAUUAUUAUUCCAAGUUUGGAACAUUCGAUGGUUUGGGCUCCGUUGAGAAUAUAUCUCUCGAUGACUUCUACUAGAUGAUCAAUCGAUGGGCUCAUGAUGAUUGUUAAUGGUGAUCAACUAUUUUAUUUCCUUAUAAUAGAUACCCUAUAAGAAUUAAGUGCAUUUGGCAUAUAUAUUAUCAAGUGUUCAGUAUUACAUUACAGUUUAUAUGAAAAUUAUAGCUAGAUGGGAGUCAUAUGAAGGUGUGUUGUGUUGUGUUUGAUGAAUAAAUGUUAUUUAGUGUAACGGCUUUAAUA
This is a messenger RNA of Arabidopsis lyrata subsp. lyrata, 2020 nucleotides long. RefSeq names its product B3 domain-containing transcription factor FUS3. NCBI's taxonomy places the organism in Eukaryota, Viridiplantae, Streptophyta, Magnoliopsida, Brassicales, Brassicaceae. The record is from RefSeq and is a predicted model, not a curated record. The transcript has 7 exons. Gene Ontology annotation, molecular function: DNA-binding transcription factor activity; DNA binding. Bases 854 to 1798 code for a protein of 314 amino acids.